GCACAACACGUUACAACCAAUUCAAAAAACUUGCGCUCCAACUUAACGUUACAUUUUAAUGUCUAUUAAAUCCCAGCCAAAACUGUACAAAUGGCCACAAAUAACACAGACUAAACACAUGCUUCACCGUAGUUAUUGUAGAUAACCGUAGUGCUGUAUAAACUCUGUACUGCUGAACCCUCCCUCUUGUCUAGGAUUCGUAGUGGAUUCUACUGACUUCACACUGGAAUCACUGAACCGUGAAUCAUCGUGAAUCCUUCGAUCGUGAAUGGCCUUGACUCUAACACCUUCGCUUUUUUAAAGUGUCCUCGAAGGAUAUCUCGAAACUAAUCAAACAUCGCUCGUUCCUUCUGGAGGAUCACAUGACCAUAUCAAGUAUUCGUUGCAUGAGCAGUGGACAGAUUACACUAGUUUCCUGAAGCCUAGCCCGUCGUCAAAAUUUAAGGUUGACAUAGCGCUUGGCAGUGUUCUCUGUGUCAGCUUAUUACACACACAAUUAUUCCUAAGAUCUUCGCCACCAAAGUUGUAACAACAUGAAGGACUAGAUCCAAGGCUCUCUUCAAACUGCACCACACGACACAACGAACUUAAAGAACCUCACAACUCAGGGCUCUUAAGUAUCAGUCAGUUUAAUUUCAAAUACAUCACAAUUGGCAACAACAUUAACACUGUCUUUACAAAAACCUAGUCUUGCUCCGCCUGACUUCACACACCGUGCUGGUUCUCGCCUCGUACUGGUCACAUUGCGAGGUAACGUGAUUUUGAUACACUCGCUCUUAUAUAGUGUCUUUUCUGGCCUCGAACCUUCUUGACCACUCCAGUUUCGCCGUGACUUGCGUGCGUAAUAUUUACGACACUGGUCCUUGCCGAACUGGCGUGUACUGUCACUGGUCUCAGUUGACCGCUCGUCCUGCGCUGGACUGUGGCGAUUUGGGGUAAGCUAAAAACACACAGCACUACCCCCAUCUGUGUCACCACCAGAUGUACAACAACAUGUUCACAAUUCAUAAAUCAAAUCUUCGUAGACAACCCCUACCUCCCGGACAAAGCCCAGUACCUUCCCAAGGUCGACAUUGCAGAAAGAAAUGCUUCAAAGACUGCACCAAGGUCACCUUGGGCGCGAUAGAUGUCUUGUUACAGCUAAGGAGGUGUUCUUCUGGCCUGGAAUGUCUAAGCAGAUUAUAAAACAUGGUAUCAACAUGUGCAGUGUGUAACGAACACCAGAAGUCCCAGCAAAAGGAGCCAUUGUUACCACAUGAUACUCCUGUACUUCCUUGGGAAAAAAUCGGAGCUGAUAUUUUUGAGUAUCUUGGUAAGAACUAUUUACUUCUUGUAGAUCACUAUAGUAAAUUUUUUUAGAUAAAUCUUCUCCCAACACUAAAAGCUUCAGAUGGGAUCAUACAUAUGAAUAUCACAAUUUGCUCGACAUGGUAUCCCAAGGGAAGUAAUUAGUGACAAUGGACCCUCAUUUGCUUGUGAAGAAAUUUCUGAAAUUUUCUAAAAGCUGGGGAUUUAAGCACAUUACGUCUAGCCCCAGAUUUCCACAAUCUAAUGGUACGGCAGAACGGGUCAUACAAACAGUGAAACAGCUUCUAAAUAAAGCUAGAAUGUCGGGUCAAGACCCAUAUAUGGCCCUCUUGCACUCUCGAAAUGCUCCAUGCCCUGAUGGACCUUCACCUACACGGCUGCUCAUGGGCCGCCGUCUGAGGACAAAUCUUCCGACAACGGAGGCCUAUCUCAGACCUCAAAUCCCAGACAAACAAGAAAAUGCUUGGAAAACAAGAAAAAGUAAUCAAGUAAAAUACUAUAAUAAAAUAGUGAGACGCAGCGAGCGACCACACAUUCAAGUUUGGAGCAAAGUGUGGAUUUAUGGGAACCAGCAGUGUGGCGAUUUAUGGGAACCAGCAGUGGUCAUCUCAGAAGCGGAGACCCCAAGAUCCUACUGGGUAAAACCACACAAUGGGGUAACAUACCGAAGAAAUAGAAGAAUGUUAAGAGACACAUGUACAAGAUCAGAAGUUAUGCCUGAUAUUUUUGAAAUGGACACCCCAGAGACAGUCAUAGUCAACCUAUACAGCCAGAGAAUGGGUUUGAGUUUUAAGUUUUUGGCACAUCGGCACAAUUUAGGCCAUGUCGUGCCCGUAAUCCUUCAAGGAUUACUCUCCCUUCAUAUCACCAGAGCUAAAUUCCAUACAGUUAAAUCAUUAAAAGCAACAGGAACAGACUACUAGUCUACUACUAUCAAUCCGCCACCAGUGAUAACUCGAUAUGGAAGGCAAGUUUGGCCACCAGUACGUUACCUUGACGCAGAUAAUUAGAUACAUGUUUUUUUAUUAUUAUGCAAUUAGAUAUAAUUAAUGUCUCUAUUUGUAAACCUAAACUCUUAGUUUUUUACUACACAUUUUAUAACUUAUAUUGUUACUAUUGAUAAUAUUAUCAAUUGAAUAUUCUGUUGUGUUAAACAUGUAUUCAGUUGACUAAUUUAUGUUUAGAGUGAGACAGAAAAAUCAUUUUUUGUAUAGUCGAUAAAUAUCCGAAUGCUUUCAAGGAGAUUUGAUAGUAAGUGGAGUAGCCGUAGUACAGUGUGUGUGCCUGUGUAUGAAAUGACCAGUGGAUUUUCAUUGUCCAUGGUUGAGUGAACAGCAUGGAAAGUAAGUGAGGACUGUGUGUAAAAGGAGGUCAGAUUGAGAACAAGAUGCUAGAGUCAAGAGACUAACAAGAGACUAAUAAAAAUCAAGUGUUACUUGAGACUCUUGUUGCUUUAGUGUGUCUAUUACAGUUUGGACUAGGAAGUAAACUAACUUCAACUCUGAAGGAACAUCCGAAACAUAUAAAACAAACAAACAACCCGGGACCGUCGAGAUCAUCAGUUCAGUAUAUGUACACUAUGUCAGAUGAGCGAUUUUAGAUAAUCUUUCAGCAUUGAUUUGUUAUUGAAAAAAAAAGAACAGAUAUAUUGUGCUUGUACUUUGAUGUCUCAGCACAGUUAUCAUCAGAGCUAUUGGCAUUAUCAUUUAAACGGAACUAGAAUAAGGAUGUAGAUCUACUACAUAAACUAAACUUUUUGAUUUAGCACUCUUAAUUUCUAUAUCUACUAGAUCUAGAUCUAUAAUAUAAAUUUAGAAUAAUUUAGACUAGAUUUAUGCCCC
This is a messenger RNA of Biomphalaria glabrata, 3149 nucleotides long. RefSeq lists its product as uncharacterized. Gene Ontology annotation, molecular function: nucleic acid binding. The record is from RefSeq and is a predicted model, not a curated record. Gene Ontology annotation, biological process: DNA integration. Bases 1458 to 2231 code for a protein of 257 amino acids. The transcript has 2 exons. Lineage: Eukaryota; Metazoa; Mollusca; Gastropoda; Planorbidae.